UUUAUAUUUUGGUCUUUCUGUUCUCAUUUAUGCAUGCCCAUGAUUAAUAAGUAUUUGAACGUAGGAUGCUAUGCUUGAGUCUUGAGACGAAUCCCCAGCAGAAACAAUGGGGUGUACUUCUUCAGUAUGCGCACUAGGGAGGAAGAAGAAAGUGAUUAUCCCCGAAGCUGUGGUGUUUGUUCCUUCAGUGAAAAUUCCCGCACAAUCUGAUCUUCAAAGACCACUUAAAGGCCUAAUUCCACGGGAGCUUCUAGAUAGGUUGGUUUGUCUCAGGAACCAGAUUGUAUUAGUGGCUGAGGAUACUGAUGGAUCUGCUAUAAUACAACUACGGCGGGCACUGGAGGAAUAUUUGUCUCUUUUACUUGGUCUCAUCAAGAAAGAAUAUGGCCUUGAGGACUUGGUAGAGUUCAAGUGGAAAAAUCUGGAAGAUGGAAGACAACAGGAAACCUGCGUGGCAAACUCCCGGUUUGAAUUACUUUCUGUCGUUCACAUGAUCGCUAUGCUUACAUUAUCAGAGGCCAAUACAUUGAUGAUCCCCAAGGACUACUCUUGCUCGGGUGUGAGGGUUGUAUCUACAGAUUGCAAGAGAAUUGCUAUUGAUUUACUGCUUAAGGCUUCGGGGUACUUGGAAUUUUGUGUCAAGAAUGUGCUAAUUCACUUGCCGCCUGAUAUCAAGAAUAGGUUGCCAGGAGACUUUCAGGAUGGUGUAUUGGAAGCUAUUUCCAUUCAAGCACUAGGCCAGGGAACUGAAAUUCAACUCGGAUUAGCUGUUGAAAGUCAGAAGGCAUCCUUAUCAGUGAAGAGGAGAUUGGCUUGUGAGCUAUUAACCUAUUUUAGUCAGGCUUAUCAAUGCUUGUCUGGAUGUGACAUGAAUCACAGUCAUGGAAAGAAGCAUAUGUGGUUCAUCAAGUGGAAAUUUCUUGAAUCAAAGGCUGCAGCUUACUAUUACCAUGGCCUUAUACUCGACAAGGGUGAUGAGCCGUCUUGUCAUGUUAGCGCCGUGUGUUGUUUCCUUGCUGCAGAAGAACUUCUGACAGAAAGCAAAAAGGCCUGCUUAAGCUUUUGUCUUGCAGCUCCUAUAACAAGAUCUCCUCCACUUUGGGGUGCUAUGAAGUUUUUGCAUCAGAAAAUACCAGAAGUUGCAUCAAGGAAGUCUCAGAUGUAUGGUUAUCUCUUGGAAGAAGAGAAGGCUCUUCAAGCGCCUGAGCUACCAGGUUUCCAACUGUCACUAAGACCUGAUGACUAUGAACUGCCUGAGAUAGAUCAAGCUUGGAACAGAGAAAAGUGGGUAAUCGAGAGCCACACCCUGAAAGAGCACCUCAAAGAUAAUGAAGAAAACGACAUUGAAACCGAAUAACACACUUCGAUUGCUUCCUUUUUCAUCUUUAUUUAAUCUGUAGUUGAAUAUAUAUUGUAAUCUUUGCCUGCAAAACUUCAUUGCUUUCUCAUUGAAGCUAAUAAAAUACUACAGAAUACCAACUUCACAAGUUUCU
Mangifera indica (mango) is the source of this 1493-nucleotide messenger RNA. RefSeq lists its product as uncharacterized. NCBI's taxonomy places the organism in Eukaryota, Viridiplantae, Streptophyta, Magnoliopsida, Sapindales, Anacardiaceae. Bases 107 to 1357 code for a protein of 416 amino acids. The transcript is spliced from 11 exons. The record is from RefSeq and is a predicted model, not a curated record.